UCGCUGUCGCCCGGGCUCCAGGUCGUCGCUUUGGUUCCUAGAUCUCACACAUCACACAUGAGUGACACUGUGACACAUCUCCACAGACUCCACAGUCCACCUAAUCCUUCCCAGUUCCUGUAGCCUGGCUUGCUAAUCCGCCCUAAUCCAGGAUCGUCGGCUCACUUUCGUACUUUGCCCUAACACCUAUUCUCCAUUCCCUAUCUUAUUUUCAACCCAACAGACGUUUAUUGAGUUUAUCAAACUCACCCCAUCAGCGACCAGUGUCGAUACAUCCCUUGUUCGCAUCCGGAGUAUGAAAACCGAAACCUUUUCCAAUCUGCGUUAAUACCUCAUUGAGCCUUAUUUCCUGCCCGGCCGAGACGAGCACGACUGAGGCACUCCGUUACCGCUUCCAGUCUGGCUUCAUCCGUCGGCUCUAACGCGUGGACAGAUAGUGCACACCCUCUCCGUUGCCGCAUAUAGUCCCCCUUGGGCGUGUCAUGAAGUUAUGGAGGACGUUGAAUUUACUUCCUCGCAAUCAAGAUCCACCAAGGCGAUCUGUGGAAAAUGCGGCACUCACUUUGGCAACUUCUAUGACAGUUGGCAGCAGAUCACCGGUUCUUAUUUCCUCCCUUCACUUCCAGCUAGCUACGAGGUUCCGGGUCUGGUGGAAAAGAAAAUCCCAUUGCAAGCAUCUUCCAAAAGUGACCUUCGAGGCUGUGAGGUCCUCCCACUCCCAUGCAGACAUUGCGGCGAGAGGAUAGCGAUUCGGAUAUUGCAGACUCCAAUAGAAACAGAACAUCUUCUAGGAUGCGAGAUUUUCAAGCAUAAGUCAAUCAUAUUCCGAAACGAAGACACAGGCAAGGAAGUGCAACCUGAUGUGGUGGAAUAUGCUGCAAAGUCGAGACCGUCCUUAGGUGCAACGCGAACCACAGCGACGAACCAUAUCGAAACUCCUGCGAGCUCGAAGUCCACUGUUCCCACCGAGCCCAGUUUUCAUCCUCCUGCCGUAACAGACAUGUCGGCGUCAACUACUCUCCCGCCGAUACAACGGCAGCUCUCUGGGGAUCAUCCAGGGUCUCUUCCACCACUUCUACAGUCCAAAUCAGUUCAAUUGUCACCUCACGCACAGUCUAUGCAAAUGCCAGCGACCAAUGGCACUAGCUACCCAUCACAGUUCCAGGUCAAAAUGGACGCGAUUGAUCGCAUUCAGACCCAGGUCAACUACAAUCGCGCGACUCUCGAAUUACAGAGUCGGGAGUUGAAACGAGUGGAGUCCGCAGUGGGUGGCAUUCAGCAUGAUAUUCGCUCACUCUUCAGGCUCGUCGAGGAUCUGCGUCGACCUGGGGCGACCGGAAGAAAAGAAUCUCGCGCUGGUGUUGAUGACUCCGAUCUAGAACUCUUUUCCCAAACCCUAGCCAAUAUCGCUGCUAAAACGAACGAAAUCGACGGGAUAAAGUUGCAGAUGGAAGUCCUCAAACGAAAAACCAAACGACUCGAGGAAAACACGGCUGGUCCAGUGACUCCUUCAGGUUCGUCGCAAAGAGAGUCGUCUGUUUUACCACCAUUGCCAGGGAGUGCUGGGCCUCUGGCGAGUCUUGCCGAAACAAGACCGACAUAUCCUCAUCACAGUCUUCCUCAUGAGAAAUCUGGCCCUCAACCAAGCGGAUGGGCGACGGUCAACCCAGGGACGAAGCGACCGUUGGUGAAUGGAACUGAUGCGUACGCGACCAACCACACGCCCGUCGGGUCGCCGAAACGUCUCAAACUUGCGCCUCUAGGACCGCGAGAGAGCUAUCCAUCGCAGCAUCAACGCAUGGAUGCUGAUGACUACUCGUUACGUCGUUCAUCAUCUUUCCCCGAGAAAACGAAUUCAGGAUACGGAAUCAAUCAAGAUCAAGCGGAAGAACACUGGCGAGCGGAUCACUAUGUGUCCCAAAGAGGCAGGGAAACACCUCGUGGCCCAGGAAGGCCACGCAAAUACCCUAGCGUGGAAGGUGCGGAGUCUACUGAGUGGGAGCGUGAUCAGGGUCGGGUAUCAGGAGCGUACGAUCCCUCGGACGCGUACUACCAACAGCGCCGCGGAUCUGGUGUCAUGCGGCGAGGCUCUGGCGGAGCACUGGCCGGAACUACUGGUGGUGGCCUUGGCCGACCGAUGCCGGCACCAACGAUGACGACUACCAUCAUGGAUCCGUACGCGCAUACCAAGAAGACACGCACCAAGCCGUCGCGAAACUCCGAGGGCAUUCUCAUCCGCAAAGACGGGAGGCCGGACAUGCGAAGCCAGAGCAGCGCGGCAAAUCUACGGAAGGUGCACGCACGGAAGGAACAGGAACGCAUGGCGGAACUCGGCACCUCCCUUCCGCAUCGAGGCAGCCCUCAAGAAGGGGGUGUGGACAGCCCUCAGCAGCCGGUUCAGAGCAUUGGCGCGAAUACCCCGGACGCCGAAGGGAGCGCUGAGGUGCGGGACGAGCGAGAGAGCACGGAUGAAGGAUCGCGACAUGAGGAUGUUAUGAGGCAGAUCUUCUCACGAGGUGUAGAGCGCGAGAAUGAGAGAGUGAGUUCGGUGAGGAAGGAGCUUGAAUCUCCUGUUAGCACUGCACCAUCUACUGGGACGGAUACGGGCGCAACUUUUGCGCGGCCGACUACAGAACACGGAAUUGCAACGCAGAGUGAAUCAGGGGAGACGGAUAGGGGCGCAUCUGUCGGGCAGCCGAGUACAGAACAUGGAGUGGCAACAGAGGGUGAAUCUGGGGAGACGACUGGCGAUGGUACUGGAGCAGAGAAGCCUCCAGCUGGUCCUGAGGCCGAGGCAAAGCAGUGAUACCCAUUUCAAGCGUCGCAAUGGAGUUUCGGAUAUGGUUUUCACUAGCUAUGAUCAUGGAGAUUCGAACCAUCUAGUCAAUCAUAACUAAGGUGGUAAAGGUUCUAGGAAACCUGUUUCGGAAUUACACAACCACCGAAGAGCAUAUAGUCGACCGCGAACAGGUCCCUAGGUAGCAUUACCAAUCUAUGGACCUUGUCUCAUAAGUUGGGUCACCAUUACUCCUUCGUGCCACCGCCCGUCGCCCCAUCAUGUCUCGAAACUCGGGCUACGAGGCGCCUCGAAACAGAAAUUGCGUUCGAAGCAUAUUCAUACAACGUCCG
Molecule: messenger RNA, 3129 nt
Organism: Eremomyces bilateralis CBS 781.70
Lineage: Eukaryota; Fungi; Ascomycota; Dothideomycetes; Eremomycetales; Eremomycetaceae
Exons: 4
Coding region: 491-2806 (771 amino acids)
Source: RefSeq, a predicted model, not a curated record